AUUAUGGACCCGAGCUCACUACUGUACAAACGAGUAGCCCGAUCGGUAGCAAGGAGCAAGGCAAUCCUAGUCACUGCUGGAGCAGGGAUCAGCAUCGACUCAGGUCUUCCAGAUUUCAGAAUCAAAGAAGGUCUCUGGGAAGCAUAUCCUUACUUCAAGAACACUAACAUGACCUUCAUGGAUGCAGCUAAUCCGAGGUUUUUCAAAACAAAGCUGAAGGAGUUUUGGUUUUUCUAUGGGCAUAGGUAUAAUUUAUAUCAAGAUCAUUUGCCUCAUUCAGGAUAUUCAGCAUUACUAGAAAUCUGUGAGAAAUACUUGGGCAACAAAUACCAUGUGUACACAAGUAAUGUAGACGGCCACUUUCAAAAAGCAGGGUUCAGCCAAAGGAAGAUUACUGAGUGCAAUGGGAGUAUUAAUCAUUUCCAGUGUGAUAGCUGUAGGAUAAUAUAUCUCGUACCGCACAGGGCAAGAUUUGAGCUGAAUAUCAAGAAUUUCACUUGUAAAUAAACCUCCAAAAUGCACCUACUGAUCAGAACCUGUCAGACCUAACGUCCUGAUGUUCAAUGACUCAGACUGGAUUGCAUGCAGGACUACCAAACAAGAGGAGAAUUAUAAAAAAUUCAUAUCUGAAAACUCCAAAGAUGGAAUUACCAUAAUUGAAAUAGGAGCUGGAACUGUCAUUCCUACUAUUAGAGCAAGAAGUGAGGCUAUUUUCAGUGAUACCUCUGGCCCAAGAACUCUCAUCAGGAUCAACCCUGAUCCUUCAACCCAUUGUGCUUAUGCUCAAACUCACUGCAUUGUCACUGAAGAAAAUAUCGAUGAAAAUCUUGAAGAAAUAUAUCAAAAUGAAAUUUUUGAGAUUAAGGAAUCAUCGAAACCCGCACUCAAGAAGAUCCAUGAAGCAGUAAAAGAUCUUUUCUAAACGGUCAAUUUCUUUCCUGAAA
Messenger RNA from Moneuplotes crassus, 944 nucleotides. The record is from the annotation of a GenBank genome assembly. NCBI's taxonomy places the organism in Eukaryota, Ciliophora, Spirotrichea, Euplotida, Euplotidae.